Molecule: messenger RNA, 1547 nt
Organism: Erythranthe guttata (spotted monkey flower)
Lineage: Eukaryota; Viridiplantae; Streptophyta; Magnoliopsida; Lamiales; Phrymaceae
Source: RefSeq, a predicted model, not a curated record
AAACCUUCUUUUUUUCUCCUCCUCUGUACACUAUCUUUCUCGUCUGUAAACCCUAAUUCCCAAAUCCAAACCCUAAUUCACACUCCCGUCGCAGUACCGCCGAACAACAAUGGCGUUCCGCAGCAAAAUCCGACUCCUGACACUCCAACGCAAUCGCCCAUUUUCCUCUUCAAUCCUGAGCCCGGACUCCAAAACCCCACUCAGCAGCAAAGAGAAGUCACGCGCCGCCCUCUCCCUCCUCCGAUUCGAAAAGAAUCCGGAACGAAUCCUCGAUAUCUGCCGAGCCGCUUCCCUCACCCCCGACUCACAUCUGGACCGUGUCGCCUACUCCAUGGCCAUGUCCAAGCUCAAAGAAUCCAACUACUACGAGGGCAUUCGUGGCUUCAUCAAAGAUUCCCUGAACCGCCCGGAUUUUAGGUCUGAGCGCUCUGUUUCUCAUUUGAUCGUUCUCUACGGCCAGGCGGGUCUUGUCAAGGACGCCAUCAACCUGUUCGACGAAAUGCCCAAGUUGGGUAUUCAGACCAGCGUCAAAGCUCUGAACUCGCUGCUGUUCUCCUGCGCUAUAGCUGGUGAAUACGGCGAAAUGAAGAGGGUUUUUUCGGAUUUCCCGAGAAAGUACGGUUUGGAGCCGGAUUUGGACACUUACAACACUGUGUUGAAGGGCUUGUCUGAAUCAGGUAGUGCGAACUCAGCCCACUCCAUACUAGCCGAGAUGGAGAGGAAGGGUAUAAAGCCUAACGCAGCGACUUUUUCUGUUGUGAUUGCUGGUUUCUACAAGGAGGAAAAAAUCGGUGAUGUGGAGAAGAUGAUUGGUCUGAUGAAGAAACACGGAGUCCAGAGAGGGAUCGGUGUUUACAACGUUAUGAUGCAGAGCUUGUGUAAGCUGAAAAGGUCAAAUGAGGCGAAGGCGUUGUUGGAUGAGAUUCUGUCGAAAAAAAUGAAGCCCAACUGUGUAACGUACGGCCAUUUGAUUUACGGGUUCUGUAAAGAAGGAAAAUUGGAUGUGGCCAAGAGUUUGUUCGAGGAGAUGGUUAAUCGGAAGUUGAAGCCAGAGGCGGAGUGUUAUUUUACGAUGGUUUACUAUUUAUGUCAAGGGCAUGAGUUUGAUGUUGCCUUAACCAUAUGUAAGGAUUCUAUGUCGAAGGGUUGGAUUCCGAACAUAACAACAAUGAAGUCUCUUGUGAAUGGACUGGUUAGUGUUGAGAAAGUUGACGAGGCGAAGGAAAUUAUCGCAGUGAUGAAGGAGAAGUUCUCUAGGAAUGCCGAUAAAUGGAUCGAGAUUGAGGAGGGAUUAGGUAAAGUAGUUGAGAGUACCUAACCAUGGUAUUACUGAUUUAUCUUUUGUUACGCAGUUUCGUGUCUGUAAUAAGACCGGCCAUGUCAGCAAGAAUGAUGCUCCCGAUGAAUUUGUUUUUUUUUUUUUUGCUGAAUUUGUUUCUUUAGUUUGAUGCUCCUUAAUGUUGGUUUUGGAAAGUUGAUAGUUUGUUGUCGUGCGUUUUCAUUUGCAUUUGGAGUAAUUCAUAAAGAUCGAUCAAUCUCCUAUAAUU